Molecule: messenger RNA, 1524 nt
Organism: Sorghum bicolor (sorghum)
Lineage: Eukaryota; Viridiplantae; Streptophyta; Magnoliopsida; Poales; Poaceae
Product: SPX domain-containing protein 3-like
Exons: 2
Coding region: 459-1355 (298 amino acids)
Biological process (GO): cellular response to phosphate starvation
Source: RefSeq, a predicted model, not a curated record
CGGUUGGUUAAGAAUUGAGACUAACAAAACCAUGACCUCUCGAUCGGUGGUGUGAUGGUGAAAACCUUGUUCAGUCACGUUGUGCGCCAUCAAAUCGGCCGGGCUCACCUUCCCCUCACCGACCUCCAUGCCAACCAUGGCAUAUGCCGUGAGAUAUUCCCGGCGGGCGCGGCGUACUAAACCCACCUUGCACUCUUCAUUCGUCAGUCUUUGCAUUGACUUCUCCCCAAAAUUCCUUCAUGUCAUCUUCCCCCACAGCCCAUCCGCCUCCUCCAUAAGAUCACCCCUAACCCAAGUAAAUUACCACUGUUACACCACCAUCACAAAUAUCUAUCUUAUCUACGCAUGAAUAGGUAGGAAGCACCUGCAUUAAUGCACCUUUUGUUCAGAAGAUCUUGUUAGAAGCUGUUGCGUUGAUCGAGCAAGCAACCGUAGGAGCCUCAGCAUCGUGAGGGAAGAUGAAGUUUGGCAAGAGGCUCAAGAAGCAGGUGGAGGAGAGCCUCCCAGAGUGGAGAGACAAGUUCCUGGCGUACAAGCGCCUCAAGAGGCUCGUCCGCCUCGUCUCGGCUGCUGGUUCUUCCUCGCCCCGCCGCCGCCGCAGGGGCAGCGCCGCCGAGGAGGCCGCCUUCGUGCGCCUGCUCGACGCCGAGGUCGACCGGUUCAACGCCUUCUUCCUGGAGCGGGAGGAGGACUUCGUCAUACGGCACAGGGCACGUCGUCCGCCUUCUGCCUGCCCUCCGAUCCCCUCUCCCUCCAUACCAUACGCGUGGUGUCAAUACCGGUGUGAGUGUGACGUACGAUUGCGCGUCUUGAUCGUCGCCUGUGCUGCCCAGGAGCUGAAGGAGACGGCCAAGAAGGUGGCAGAGGACGCGUGGCGGCGGCGGCGGCCGCCGUCGGCAGCGGAGACGACGAGUGUGCGCAAGGAGAUCGUGGACCUGCACGGGGAGAUGGUACUGCUGCUCAACUACAGCGCCAUCAACUACACAGGGCUGGCCAAGAUCCUCAAGAAGUACGACAAGCGCACCGGGCGGCUCCUACGGCUGCCCUUCAUCGACAAGGUGCUCGGGCAGCCCUUCUUCGCCACGGAGCUCAUCUCCAGGCUCGUCCGCGAGUGCGAGGCCACCAUGGAGGCCGCGUUCGAGGCCAGCAGAGGCACGUCGGCCAGGACGACCCCCGUGGCCGCCGCCGGGCAGGGCAUCUUCCGGAACACCGUGGCGGCGCUGGUGACCAUGGGCGAGCUCCGCAGCGGGAGCUCCACAUACGGACACUUCUCGCUGCCACCGAUGGCCCCGCCGGAGUCCGACCUCCUGCGGUGCGUGUGCGUCCAGGUCGCCGCCGGUCCAGCGUCCAUCUGACUAUCUCGGAUUUUCUGCUGAACUCUUCGACGGCCAGUUACUGGUGCUAGCGAGAUGAGAAAUGCAGGUGCCUAUCGCAUAGUAGCUCAGCGUGCAGACAUGUACUACGCUUUCAUUUCCUAAUACAAAUUUACAGCACUUCCACUAAUUUGAAUAAGCAUUAAAGUUC